AGUUUAAAUUGAAGGAAACCCAACUGAUCAAGUGAAGGGUAGCUAUCCAUAGGCAAAGACAUCAAGCAUGUGGGUACAAUACUACUAGUCUACUACUACUCAAUAUCAUGAUCCUUCCAAAUAUGUACGUUGAUUAUGCUUUAAGGGCAACCCAAACCCAAACCCCAUAAUCCCUUCCACGUAAAGCACCAUCUAUUCUAUAUAUAUCUACUUGAUACACACUUAGCAAAACUCUCUCCAUUUUCAUCUUCCAAAUACAAUCAAAUCAUUCCAAUUUGGGCUGACUCAUUUGGCCCUUAAAUUCAAAUAAGCCAAUCCAAAUAACAUCUUUAACGAACAUCCUCUUUCCAAUUCUCUAACAAAAUUAAAACUUUUAUGUAUGUGUGUUAUUAUAUAUGUCUCCUUCAUCCCAACAGCACCAAGGGUCCCCCUUCGCUUUCCCCUCACCCCCACUCCAAAUCACUCUUUAACCAUUUAAAAUGCUCAUUCAUUUCUCAACGUUUUUUACUACAAAAAGUUCAAGUAUGGACCAGCUAGAAGAACAACACACCAAAUCAGAUCCCCUACUAGAAUAUUCAGGCUUUUUAUCGACCGAGUCUCUGGACUAUUUCAGCAAUAAUGAGAAUGAAAUUUCUUGGCCUGAUGACCCACCGAUGAUGAAGGUAAAGGCAGAAAACAAAUUGUUGAGGGAAGAAGAUCAUGAUGAAGAGAUCAUGAAAAUUCGGCACGAGCUGGAGUUGGAUGUGGAGAGAGACUUGGAAGAAGAGAUUAAGGAAGGAAUUUACCAUCUUGCCCUCCGUUUGCAUAGGCUUCAUCAGCACCGGAAACAGAGGACUAAAAGAGAAUCUAAAAAUAAUAAUAAUAUUGGAGGGAGAUUAUUCGAAAAGGAAGAGACUUAUUCUGAGGUGAAUAUAAACAUAAAAAUGGAAGGAGGGACCAAGAUACAAAUUAAAGAGACCAAGAAAAAUGACAAUAAAAUUACUACAAAGCCUCAUGUUGUUAAUAAGAGUUAUAUUAAUGAUUCAAGAUCAUCACCAUCAUCAAAGAAACCAAAAAAGUUUGAUUGGAUUAAUAGUCUCCGAUCAGAUUCUGGUCCGGUGAUCAUGACUAAGAAAAUACAUGGAAACCAAGCUAGUAUGAUGAGUAAUAUUAACCACGGUGGUGGCGGCCACCGGCUGCAUAGGGGGGCUAUCAGCUUCAAUAACGACCGAGAACCACUUGAUUUGGGUUGGAAAAUUUGAGGUAGAUGAGUUGUACUGUUAUAUAUUUAUAAAUAUAUUAAUCGGUUUGAGUUUGAUAUAUAAGUUACUUAUAAAAAUAUGAUUUAGGUUUACUUAUUUGAAGUGGAUCAUAACAAUCUGACACGAUAGUGUUGUUGAGUUUUAUUGGUUAAUUUAUGUACGUAUAUAUACGACAUAUAUAUGCAUGGUAUUGUUGUAUAUAUAUUGUUCUCGAUCAGCAAUCGUUAUGAAUAUAUAAUAUGCAUGUUUGUUUUAUAUCAAUGUAUAUGUAUGUUAAUUACUUGGGAAAAUGAAAAGUGGAUCAAUUUUUAGUGAAA
Messenger RNA from Cannabis sativa, 1558 nucleotides. RefSeq lists its product as uncharacterized. The transcript has 3 exons. The record is from RefSeq and is a predicted model, not a curated record. Lineage: Eukaryota; Viridiplantae; Streptophyta; Magnoliopsida; Rosales; Cannabaceae. The coding region runs from base 480 to 1241 and encodes 253 amino acids.